AUAUAAACGAAUUUUAUGUGUGGAUUUGGCUAUUAUAGUGCAUAACUUCAUUCAUAGUGAACCGUGCGUUCGUACCAUUUGACCGCAGAUUGAUCAAUUUUGAGCAAUAAACAGUAGAUUGUUAUUGAAAUAUAUUAUGGAAAAAAAUUAAUUUGAGAUCUAGCCGUCACUGAGGAGAGACUGAAUGAUCAGAGAGCAGAUCUGCUGUUUCCUUCCUCAUCAUGGUGGAUUUUCUGGCAGAGAACAACCUGUGUGGUCAGGCCAUCCUGAGGAUUGUGUCCAGAGGAAAUGCCAUCAUAGCAGAAUUACUGAGACUGUCAGACUUUAUUCCUGCAGUUUUCAGACUCAAAGACAAGACUGACCAGCAGAAAUAUGGAGACAUCAUCUGUGAUUUCAGCUACUUUAAGGGUCAGGAGUAUUAUGAGGGUAAACUAGAAGCAAAGCCGGAGCUACAGGAUUUGGAUGAGGAGUUUCGGGAAAACAACAUAGAAAUAUUGACACGGUUCUACCUGGCCUUUGAGAGUGUCCAUAAAUAUGUUGUAGACUUGAUAAGGUACUUGGAUGAUCUCAAUGAAGGGGUCUAUAUUCAACAAACGCUGGAAACUGUUUUACUAAAUGAAGAUGGGAAACAGCUCCUGUGUGAGGCUCUGUACCUGUAUGGAGUCAUGUUACUGGUCAUUGAUCAGAAGAUGGAGGGGGAGGUGAGAGAAAGGAUGCUGGUGUCCUACUACAGAUACAGCGCUGCUCGCUCCUCAGGCGACUCCAACCUGGAUGACAUCUGCAAGCUCUUGCGUAGUACAGGAUACUCCAGCCACCCGGGAGCCAAGCGGCCGCCCAACUACCCCGAGAGCUACUUCCAGAGAGUUCCCAUAAGCCCCACCUUCAUCAGUAUGGUGAUCGGCCGCCUCCGCUCUGAUGACAUUUACAACCAGGUGUCUGCGUAUCCUCUGCCGGAGCACCGUAGUACAGCGCUGGCCACGCAGGCCGCUAUGCUGUGUGUCUGCUUAUAUUUCACCCCCUCCAUCCUGCACACACAACAGGCCAAGAUGAGAGAGAUCGUGGACAAAUACUUCCCUGACAACUGGGUUAUAAGCAUAUACAUGGGGAUCACUGUGAACUUGGUGGAGGCAUGGGAACCGUAUAAAGCAGCUAAAACGGCCCUGAACUACACGCUGGAGACAGCCAACAUCAGAGAGCAGGCCGGUCGAUACGCUGCCAGUGUGGAGAGUUUGCGGCCGCAGGUGCAGCAGUUGUUGAAGGAGGGAUUCCUGAGAGAAGAAAUCGUCCUGGACAACAUUCCCAAACUGCUCAACUGUCUUCGUGACUGUAACGUUGCCAUCCGCUGGCUGAUGCUGCACACUGCUGAGUCCGCUUAUGAUCCAAACAACAAGAGACUGCGUCAGAUCAAAGAGCAAGUCAUCAACGACUCCAAAUACAAUCCCAAAAUUCUGUUUCAGCUGCUGCUGGACACAGCCCAGUUCGAGUUCAUACUCAAAGAGAUGUUCAAGCAGAUGUUGGCAGAGAAGCAGCUCAAGUGGGAGAGCUAUAAGAAGGAGGGAUCAGAGAGAAUGAUGGAGCUAGCCGAGGUGUUUUCUGGGGUCAAACCUCUCACCAGGGUAGAGAAAAAUGAAAAUCUUCAGGCCUGGUUCAGAGAGAUCUCCAAACAGAUCGAGUCCCUGAACUAUGAGGACUCGACCGCUGCUGGCAGGAAGACUGUGCAGCUCAUUCAGGCUCUUGUGGAGGUCCAAGAGUUUCACCAGCUGGAGUCGAACCUGCAGGUGUGUCAGUUCCUGGCGGACACACGCAAGUUCCUCCAUCAGAUGAUCCGCACCAUCAAUAUCAAAGAAGAAGUGCUAAUCACAAUGCAGAUAGUGGGGGAUUUGUCCUACGCCUGGCAGAUCAUUGACAGCUUCACCUCAAUUAUGCAAGAGAGCAUCAGAGCAAACCCCUCGAUGGUGACCAAACUCAGAGCCACUUUUCUAAAGCUGGCGUCUGCGCUGGAUCUGCCUCUCCUACGAAUCAACCAGGUCAACAGUCCAGAUCUGCUCAGCGUGUCUCAGUUUUACUCUGGGGAGCUGGUGGCUUAUGUCAGAAAGGUACUGCAGAUCAUUCCAGAGAGUAUGUUCACCUCGCUGGCCAAAAUCAUCAAACUGCAGAUCCAUGACAUUAUGGAGGUGCCCACACGUCUGGACAAAGACAAACUGAAGGACUACUCUCAACUCAGUGCCCGUUAUGAGGUAGCAAAACUCACUCAUGCCAUCUCAGUCUUCACCGAAGGUAUUCUGAUGAUGAAGACCACACUUGUCGGCAUUAUAAAGGUGGAUCCGAAGCAGCUUCUGGAGGACGGGAUCAGGAAAGAGCUUGUCAAACGCGUGGUUUACGCUCUGCACAAAGGCCUCAUCUUCAACCCCAAAGCCAAAUCCAGUGAGCUGAUGCCAAAGCUGAAGGAAAUGGCUGCCACCAUGGAUGGGUUUUAUCGCUCUUUUGAAUACAUUCAGGAUUACGUGAGCAUCUACGGACUGAAGAUCUGGCAGGAGGAAGUGUCUCGCAUCAUCAACUACAACGUAGAGCAGGAGUGUAACAGUUUCCUCAGGACGAAGAUCCAAGACUGGCAAAGCGUCUACCAGUCCACCCACAUUCCCAUUCCUAAGUAUCCGUCUGUUGAUGAAUCCGCCACGUUUAUUGGACGUCUUUGCAGGGAAAUCCUGAGGAUCACAGAUCCAAAAAUGACGUGUUACAUUGACCAGCUGAACACCUGGUACGAUUUGAAGAUGCAUCAGGAAGUGACCAACAACCGACUCUUCUCUGAGAUUCAAGACACGCUGGGAACCUUCGGCCUGAACGGACUCGACAGACUCUUGUGUUUCAUGAUCGUGAAGGAGCUGCAGAAUUUCCUGACAGUCCUUCAGAGGAACAUCCUGAAGGACAAAGCAGUUGUUGACGUCUUUAAAGCUCUGCUGACAGCUGUCAAUCCUGUUAAAGGGAUCGUGGCAAAUGCAAGCAAAGUCUACGCCAAUGCUGUGGCCAAAACCCAGAAGAUUUGGGCAGCUUAUCUGGAAGCCAUCAUGAAGGUGGGUCAGAUGCAGAUCUUGAGGCAGCAGAUCGCCAACGAAUUGAAUUACUCCUGCAAGUUUGACUCAAAACACCUCGCUGCAGCGCUGGAUAAUUUGAACAAGUCUCUGCUGUCCGAUAUUGAAGCACAUUACCAGGAUCCAUCGCUGCCGUAUCCCAAAGAGGACAACACCCUGCUCUACGACAUCACCGCCUAUCUGGAGGCGGCCGGAAUCCACAACCCACUAAACAAAAUCUACAUCACGACGAAGCGCCUGCCUUAUUUUCCCAUUGUGAACUUCCUGUUCCUCAUCGCGCAGUUGCCAAAACUUCAGUACAAUAAAACCCAAGGGAUGACGUGCAGGAAGGCAGCAGAUCCAGUGGAUUGGGCUCCUCUGGUCCUGGGUCUCCUGACGCUGCUCAAACAGUUUCACUCCAGAUACACAGAACAGUUCCUUGCUCUGAUUGGACAGUUUAUUCGCUCCAUAAUGGAGCAGUGCACCAGUCAGAAGAUCCCAGACAUGCCUUCAGAUGUAGUCGGAGCGUUAAUGUUUCUGGAGGACUAUGUGCGUUACACUAAACUGCCCAGAAAGGUGGCAGAGGCUCAUGUGCCGAGUUUCAUCUUCGAUGAAUUCAGGACUGUGCUGUAAACAUGCCUGUCAUAAUGUCAAAUCAUGUUUGUUAUCGUUCAUCUUUCUCUUAAAGCACUAAUGAAAAUGAGUAAUUAGCAUUUUUAACAUUUCAAUUUUAAAACAUGAUCUUUUGUAGCUGUGACUGACUUUUGUCUGUCUGCUGUGGUGUAAUAAAUGCCAUAUGUGUAUGUUUUGAUACAACUUUUUAGCACACUUUCGAAGAAUGAACUCACAACCUCUCAUGAUUUAUUGUUUUUAUAAAAUGAUGGCAACAUCAAUAAUAUACAACCUUAUAUGAUUUCCCUUUUUUGCGAAUAUCAUUCAUUGGUUUAACUGUACGCUGUUGCUCAUCCACUCAGAAUUUAGACUUUUGAGGUACUAAAACGUAACUGUACGCAAGAUUUUUUUUUUGUACACAACACAGGAGACAUGAUUUGAAUGAAAGUUUUAAUUUUUAUCUUAAAUAUAUUACAAUACUGAAUGGAUACUGUAUGAAAAAAAUGAGCUUUUAUCGUUUUAUUUAUCAGUCUAUGUACAGCACAAAAUGAAAGAAAAUAGCCAUGAAGAAUCUAUGAAUACCAACACUGUGUACAAGGUCAGACACGAGAAGAGAAACAGCAGGCUGUGACAACGGCUGACUAGAAAAAGACGUAAAUUACAGCUGCAAAACAACAACAAAAAUCAUUUCCAGUUAACUCUGUGCUGGAUUUCAGUAUGUGUGUGGGUGUGGUCUGUUUGUGUAAAUAUGAAUUUCCUUAAAUACAUUCAUUGACAUUUUGGUUGUGUCUUUCAGUCAGGGAUCAAUGCGCUGAGAUGCCUGAUCAAUUGAUUAAUCUGACGAUUGGCAUCAGACUGAAACGUUUAAUUCCAGUACGAAUGUGCAUGUGUGUCUGACAGGUCAGGGUCACAGUGAGCAGAGUAUUGCUUCAGAUGGUUAUUAUAAACGAAAAAAAAAAAACUACAUUGAAUUAUUGUCAGCUGAAUGUUCUUUGUGUGGGUUUAGUCUCCUGAUGGCAUAUAAUGUAAUUUUGCACGUAAACUGCAAAUACAAACACACAGAAACAGGACAAUUGUCCCACGAGAAGUACAAAGGCGACCUGAAAUGAAAUAAAACCUUAGUUUGCACAGAAACCUAUUGCGGCAUUAAUCAUUCUAAAGCACUUAAUCGUUGUUGGGGUUAAAUAUGUACAUGUAGUAAUACUGGGGAAGGGAAAGACUUUACAAAUUUUCCUUAAAAAUACUUCAUAUGCAUCAUGGCGGUGUUAUUCGUGGAUUACAGGCAGAGUGCAAAAAUCAGUGCCGACAGGUCGACCACACAGCAGACUAUGUACAGAUGAAAACUGCCAUUACUAAUACAAUACUGACCAGAAGUAGGCAAUCGAUCAAGGCCGAAUGGUCACGUGACCAGAGGGAUACUGCAGUGUGAAGAGUGUCAUGCUAUAAACAAACAUCUACCAAAAAUCAGAAAACUGUGAUUAUGGGUUCAUAACAGCUAGUCUACAUAAAUGCUAUUCAGGGAGAGUGUGUUUAAAAAAAAUCUCAACAUUGAUUCCUCACUAAAUCUCAUUAAUUCAUCAAAGGAAAUAUGUUUAGCCUUACAUUCACACAUCUCCAGGUUUUUUGUUGAGAAUAUUAGUUCAGUCACCUAUGUAAAGCACAUCAGCCAUUUUGAUUCUGAAUUCGGCUUCAAUUCUUACGUUCGUUUUAUCCACCUUAUUUUUUAACGCAGAAAUAUUUUUUUAAGCAUUUAUUAAAAGGAAAAUCCACGCGGAAGUAAGCUAUUUUUUGUGUUAAACGCGCGAGAAACCGUAUUAUCAUCAGGUAAAUAACUAAAUGUGCAGUUAACUGAGAACUAUUUGUACUGAAAAAUGUUUUUAUAACUUAAUGGGAACAUAAACAAAAUGUUCUUAGAACAUAUGUUUGUUAGCUGGGCUGAUUUGUUAAAAUAACUGAAGCGUUGACGAAAAUAAGGUGGAUAGGCGAUACGCAAAUCAGUUCCUGACGUUUUUAUGAACGCAGCAUGUAUCACAAAAAAGCCAAGUACCCAAAACAAUCAGCUAAAAUCACAUUCCUUACGUUUACAAGAGAAUUAUAUAUAACAUGAGAUGAUGACGAUGAGGAAAUGAAAGAAUUACAUUCGGUUGUGAACAUGAGGGAAAAUCAACUCAAUUGAAACACCAAACUAAAGCCUCUUGCGCAUUACAAAACAGAAGCUCACGGUCCUUUGCACAUUUCAUUUUCUCUCGUGUUGUCAUGCUAGCACUUUACAACUAAUCGACCAUGUUACAAACUGGCGUAGAACAGCAACAUUAGCGCUGAUUUUAAGUCAUCUUGAAAUGUAAACUCUCCCUAUUUUCUAAAUGUACGUUUUUGAUCUUAUUGUGAACGAUUCCCCCAUUUAUAAAUUAUUUUUGACCUCGAUCUUUGACAAACUUUUCUCUGGUGACGUAAGCCAGACUUUCCCAAUCAUUUAGUCCGCUUAAACCCCACCCCUUUCUUACAAUUGAGUGCGACCUCACAUUCAGAUCUGCCUCCAUCCAGUCAACAACUGAUCGAUAGAAGUUCCCAUCCUAUAGUUUUUUCUAUUUCUGUAAUCUAAUACACUUGGAUAUACAGUCAAACCAAAAAUUAUUCAGACGCUAGAUAUAAUUUUGAGAUAUUUUUACUAGUGGGUGCAGGACACUAUAGUUCAUUUAUGUAAAUGAGGAUAGCAAAAUAAAGUAAACUGACAUACCCAAAAAUUCUUCAUACAGUGGACUACCAGUAAAAUUGAUAAAAAUUUGAGACCAAAAAUUAUUCAGACACUUUGACCUGACCAUGUUUUGCUUAAGUGUUAUCUGACAUAAUUAAGAUUAUUUUUUCUGACACAGUUUAACUCUGAGAUCUUGUCAUAUUUUAUUACCUUUUUUUAAACUAUAGUGAAUAAAUUGUAAUAUUGUCUGAAUAAAUUUUGGUUUGACUGUAAGUGAAAAUCAAGUGUGCCACACAAGUCCUGAAAAGUGAAGCCAAAACGUUUCGAUCGCCCCCAGGUGGCUGGAUGCAGUAUAGCUCAUAAACCCCGCCCUAUCCAUGUAAUCGAAUGGGAUGUGAGAAAAACUAUACACUCAAAUUACACUUCGAAUAAUUUUUUUUCCAAAGAUGAUUUCUGUCAUUUUAGGUAGUUUUUAAUCACACUGAUGUAAAUUCAAGUCCUCGUUUUUUAAAUAAGUUUGGGUUUAGUUAGUUAUUUGAUGCU
Molecule: messenger RNA, 6918 nt
Organism: Ctenopharyngodon idella (grass carp)
Lineage: Eukaryota; Metazoa; Chordata; Actinopteri; Cypriniformes; Xenocyprididae
Gene: washc5
Product: WASH complex subunit 5
Exons: 29
Coding region: 222-3701 (1159 amino acids)
Biological process (GO): regulation of actin nucleation; actin filament polymerization; endosome fission
Cellular component (GO): endosome; WASH complex
Source: RefSeq, a predicted model, not a curated record